Messenger RNA from Cimex lectularius (bed bug), 1573 nucleotides. Its product is annotated as tRNA modification GTPase GTPBP3, mitochondrial. Gene Ontology annotation, molecular function: GTP binding; GTPase activity; protein binding. Gene Ontology annotation, cellular component: cytoplasm; mitochondrion. Bases 28 to 1557 code for a protein of 509 amino acids. Gene Ontology annotation, biological process: tRNA methylation; tRNA wobble uridine modification. The record is from RefSeq and is a predicted model, not a curated record. NCBI's taxonomy places the organism in Eukaryota, Metazoa, Arthropoda, Insecta, Hemiptera, Cimicidae. The transcript has 8 exons.
UAAAAAGAUAAGAAACUAAACAAACCAAUGCUUGUUUCUCUUAGAUCGUUCACUUCAGAAUAUGUACUACGGACAUUUCAUGGAUUUAAAAAUAAUAAAAUACUUCGAAGAUUUGCUUCCACCAUUUAUUCACUAUCAUCCGGAUUUGGAAAAAGUGGUGUGGCUGUUAUCAGAGUGUCUGGCCCAGAGGCUAAAACAGCAGCUGAAAAACUUGGAGGCAGUCUUCCAAAACCGAGAUACGCUUCGCUUCGCAAGUUCCGUCAUCCUUUGACGAAUGACGUUUUGGAUAAUGGGAUCCUUCUCUGGUUUCCUGGUCCCAAGAGUUUCACUGGGGAAGAUUGCUGCGAAUUUCAAGUCCAUGGAGGCCCUGCUGUGAUAUCCUCCGUUCUUGAUGCUUUAGGGAAAAUCAACGGCCUUCGCCCGGCAGAACAGGGUGAAUUUACAAAAAGGGCGUUUUACUCGGGCAAAUUGGACCUGACGUCUGUCGAAGGUUUGGCCGAUUUAAUCAAUGCUGAAACGGAAAAUCAAAGAAAGCAGGCAAUAAUCCAAAUGGAAGGAGCACUUUUUGAUUUGUACAAUGAUUGGACCAAAACAUUAACCAAGUGCUUAGCCAAUUUAGAGGCUUAUAUUGAUUUUGAUGAAGACCAAAAUCUUGAAAACACAUUAAUGGCGGAUACUGAUAAAAAAUUAAAUGAUCUUAAAACUUCUAUUAAGAACCAUUUACAAGAUGGAAGAAAAGGAGAAAGGCUUAGAAGCGGUGUCAGUGUAACAAUUAUUGGGGCUCCAAAUGUUGGAAAAAGCAGUCUACUUAAUAUUUUAAGCAGACAACCAACUGCUAUAGUUAGCCCGAUUCCAGGAACUACAAGGGAUUUGAUCAAAACAAAUAUAGAUAUAAAUGGUUAUCCAGUAAACAUAAAUGAUACUGCUGGUUUAAGAGGUUUUACUGAAGACCUUAUUGAAGUUGAAGGGAUGGCGAGAGCAAAGAGAGCAGCUGAGCAAUCCGAUCUCCUUAUUUUAGUUUUAGAUGGGAAAGAACUGCUGUCGUGGCUAAGGAAAGAUAACCUUACACCAAAUGCCGACUCUUUAUAUUAUUAUAUAGAUAGUUUAAAUAUCUUUGAAGAUAUAAAAUCCUACCUUAGUAUUAAUAAAGAUGAAAUAGUAUCUAGUCAGAACAAACAAGUAAUGAUAAUUGUUAAUAAAAUUGACUUGAUCACUGAAGAAGAGGCUGCUUUAUCAAAACUUAAGUUUAUAUGUGGAAUAUCAUGCAAGAAUAAAACCGGGCUGCAAAAACUGAUAAAAGGGUUAUCAAAGAAUCUUGAAAGCCUAUGUGGCUCUCCGAACAGACUCAGCCCGACUUUCACCCAAGCUAGGCACAGAUUUUGUUUACAGGAGUGUUUAGACGCGCUUGAAAAAUUUUCUAAUUACUCGAUCAGUGAAGUUGAUCUGGCAGCUCAGGAAAUAAGAAAUGCGCUGUACAGCCUAGGCAAAAUAACAGGGCAUGUGACAACAGAGGAUAUAUUAGAAGUUAUAUUUAAAGACUUUUGUAUUGGAAAAUAAAUGAGUUUUAUCUAUG